AUGGCGCCAUCAUCCACCGCCUCUGCGCCGUCAUCGUCUGCAGCGUCCGCGGCCGAGGCCGCCGGCGCUGGCUCCGGUGGCGUCGAAGCAGCGAUAGGUGAUGCGGCUGGCGAGCCGCCCGAAGAACCCCUCACGCGGUCAGAGACCGCAGCGAAAGACGCCAAUGAUGCAUCGCAUGGAGAUCGAGGCCUCGUCACAGUAAAGCAGGUGGUUGUUGUCAACAAGCAACAGCCCACCUCGGCGCUGUCGAUCAAGCUACAGCAGCAGCGAGAUUCCACCAACGAUCUGCGGGGCAAAGACGUCCCUUCCGCCUCCGCUUGCGUCGCUGCAUCCGAUGCUGCCUCACCCUCGUCUUCCUCUUCCUCUUCGUCCUCUCAAGCGUCGCAACUGGCGACGACGCCGCCGACGUCCGCCCAAGCGACGUCGACGUGCUCGUGCUGCUCCUCGCAGCGGCCGCAUGCGCAGCGCUGCGAGUCGCCCGGCGCCAUCCCGUUUCCGCCUUCGCCGAGUCCGAGCGUCAGGACGGACGACAGCGCCGCUGCUGCCGGCUCGUACACAGCACCCGGCAGCCCGUCAAGCAUUAGCAGCUGGAACAGCUAUGCCAGCUCCGCCCUCGGCGGCGGUGGCAUCGUUGCCGCGAGGCGCUUGGGCGACCUCGCAGACGUUGAGGAUGACGAGGGCGCCGCGUCCGACGUCGGCUCCGUACAGGAUCACAGCGCAGCCGUCGGCGGUAGCGAGACGGGGCAGGGUGCCGCGGACGGCAACAGCAGUUCCGCCUCCGGCACCAGCGCCGGAUCGAAUGCGAACGCAAACCCCAAUGUCGGCCAUUACACCAGCGGGCAACACCUCGCUCCGUCCGGUGUGCUCCACCACCAUCACGCCCACUCCCACGGGCACGGGCAUGGGCAUGGGCACCACAGCCAUCACAGCCACCACCAUGACUCGCAGAGUAUCCACGAGCCCGAGCUCGAGACAGUCAGCGAGCUGGAGGAGGAGGGUGACGGGUUGCAGGACCACGGCGACGGUGAUGUUGACCAGAGUGAGGCGGAGAGCUUGGCGACGACGGCGGACGAGCACGACGAUGCGGAGGACACGCCUGCGCCUGCGCACGGGUCGCCCAGCACGGAUUUCCACGGUGGCACCGCGGCGACGCCGCAGACUGGCGCUGCCAUCAAAGGAGGGCGUUAUGAUCAUCACUACCACCAGCCGCAGUGGCAGCACAAUGCAAGUGGGCCGAGGCGCCGGUGGGCCGCCCAUGGCAAGCACUACCCUCAGCGGCAUCCACAUCCGCAUCUACAUUCGUUGUCGCUCGAGGCAAGCAGCGGCGCUGGCAAGGCCGCGACGAACGCGCCAUCGCACACUCACUUCUCGACGCGCGGCCUCGGCCACAUCUAUGCGCAGAACGGGACGCGCUGGGGCGGCAAUCGUGGCAGUAGCGGUAACGCUGGCGGUAGUGCUUCCUCUUCUGCUGCUGCUGCUGCCGCCUCCACAUCUGCGCCAACGCCUACGCCGACGCGGGCAACCCAAGUGCGCAGGCGCAAAGGGCGCAUCGCUGAGAUCGUCCAUGAGGACUUUGGGCCACAUUCGGACACGACAAGCAGCCCCUCGUCCAGCACGCAGAGCUCGGGUGCAAACUCACCCGCUUCUGGCGAUGGCGAGCAUGCCACGCCCCUGUCGACUUGGGUACCGCUGUCGAUCGUCUCACCCAUCGCCAGCAGCACCGCCUGCAGCGGCGGCAGUGGCAACGAUAGCGUAGGGCCAGAUGUACUCAUCGCGCCGCCAGCGCCUGUGCCCCCGUUCUCCGUCGACGACUACAGCUUCGUCGGCCCGCCACCCUUGCCGCCGCCCCGCAGCAUCAGCCCAAGCGAGACGAUCCCGGUCAUCCCCAGCAGACUGUGCGAGUGCGUGAGCGCGGAUGAAGACCCAGGUGACGUCGCUGUGCAAGAUGAUUGCGGUAGGCGUGCAUCCGAGCAGGAUGGGUGCCACAACGACACGCCCAUGCCCGAUGCCGGCGCAGACGCGGGCGACAGCAAACCAGCGCGAGCCGUUUCGACGUCUUCGGCGUCGACGUGCUCCAGCGUCAGCACUUUCUGCAGCACCAGUCGACUGUCGAUCACCACGACCGAGGACGGCGCAGACACGGACGCUACCGCGCCGUCCACUCCGCCCUCCUCACCGCCGCCGUCGCCCCUCACGCGCAGCGGUACCAUCCGCGCCUCGGCACCGCACCUCAAGCGGUCAGCACUGACACCGGCCCCGUUUUCGUCUGCCGGCAGCGGUAGCAGCAGCAGCAGCAGCAUGAGCAAGGCACAGAGCGCUUCUGCAACCAUGCCUGCGCCCAGCGCGAGCGUAACUCCCACUGGCGAUCGGACACGCCGUGCAUCGACGUCGGCCACGCUCAAGAAGCCUCUGCGACCGUGCUUCCGUCGCCGCGCGACGGCACAAGGGUCGUUGGCAUCCAACCAUGAUUCGUCGUCCGAACGCGAGUCACCCCCAUACUCGUCUUCACGUGCCGCCUUCCGGCACGCACACGUUCGCUUCUCCCAGGCGCCGCCGCAGGAGGUGCGCACGCACAGCCCCGUCGAGUAUGACCGCAAGAGCUGCUCUAUCUCCAACAGGCUCAGCGCCGAGGACGUCGAAGAGCUGCGCAUGAUGAAGAUGGAACUUGGCCUGCUCGAGGCCAAGUGGGCUGCCAUGGCCGCGUGGAAGGAGGAGCGCUCGCUGGGCCCGCACGACGAGAAGGUCGAGAUCUCCUUUGGGCACACGCCCAACCAUACGGCCAUUAACGAGCGAGGAAAGACAGGCAAGGAUUUUCAGUCACGAUGCCUUGAGCGCUUUGGCGCCAUGCCUCUGCUUAGCGGCAGCGGUAGCGAGCUGCCGCCUUUUACGACGUCCCACUCCCCCGUCUCAUCGCCGUCGCACAUGACCGCUGGUAUGCAGAAUCCUUUCUCGCGCCCGCUCACGCCCAAGCACGGGCCGUCGGGCAGUCCCGCCAGUGUCCACAAUGACGAGCUGCACAAGGAGACGGAGCGCCUAGCGGAGCGUGCCAUGCUCAGCAGCGAGCACUGCCCGGCAAAGAUCGGCCGGCGAGCGCACGCAGAGCGAGUCUGCCUCAUGUCGCGCUUCGGUCUGCUCGACGCUCCGCCGCCGCCGCUGCCCGGCACGGCGUCCAAGUCGGGCUACAUGAGCUCCAGCUCGGUCCCAAUGUUUGGCGGUACCGCCGACCAGUAUCGCGGCCACCAGCGCCUGUUGUACGCCAACGCGUACCCGAACACCCCUAACGUCAACACGCCCAUCAUCACGUCAUGCCUGUCAUCGUCUGUGUUGCCUCGCUUGAAUUCCGGUUCCGUCGCGGGCCGAUCCAGCUCUGCGCCGCCGAGAGGGCGCUCAGAGGUGGUGGAGCAGGCGUGCCUCACCGUGCCUGCUGAGUCAUCGCUCAGCACCCGUACGGAGUCUGAAUCGCCAGUCGACAUUGCGCAGACCGACGGCGAAGCGACGACGCCUACGGCGAGGGGCAGGUCGUCGACGGUCGAUGCGACCAAGACAAUGAGCACUCCUUCUGGCGCCGCUCAAGGACACGACUCGAUGCUGCCGACAGAUUCGCUCGCCACUCCCACGGCUGCGAGUUUGAGUGCGAGUGCCGACGGCGUAGACAGCAUCCCGGCUCUGGUGCACACGUCGCCGUCGCCGCCACGGCCACCGUCACCUUGUCGUGUUUUGGACGCUCAGCACGCCGCCUCGUCGGCGUCGUCGUCGUCAGCGAGGCCAAGUGCAUCUCGUCAACCUGCGUCCCUCCAAACGUAUUCAGCGCCCCUCUCAUCAGGCUCGCUGCUUGCAGCGCAGGCGCCAUCGUCAUCGUACAAGCCAGCAUCGUUGCCGUUCUCUGCACCGCCUCAUGCGAAGCAAUUUACUGGUAGUAGCAGCAGCAGUUUGAGCAAACGCCGCGACCCGCCGCUGCGCUCGCCACACGAUGCUUCGCCGACGUCGUCGCUCCUGCACGGUGCGCGGCCCGGCUCGGCGUCAGACUCUGCAUCAUCCAAGGCAGCGGCCGAGGAGUGCUAUUUUUCGGCAGGCGCAGUGUCGACAAAGGCAUCUUCGUUCGCCGUGUCCACUUCUGUGGCGGCAAAGAAGCAAACACCGUACUGCUUCUCGCCGCGCGCUGCAAUUGAUACGGCGCGUUCGUAUCAGUUCGCAUCGUCAUCGUCGCCACGGUCCGGGCCGAUGCAUGCCACGCUUUCUGCUGUCUCGACCGGCUACGAUUCGCCUGUUAGCGAAUUCUACGAGAGCGGGAGCGAGUACGACUUGCUUGGGUAA
Messenger RNA from Tilletiaria anomala UBC 951, 4314 nucleotides. RefSeq lists its product as uncharacterized. The coding region runs from base 1 to 4314 and encodes 1437 amino acids. The transcript has 2 exons. The record is from RefSeq and is a predicted model, not a curated record. Lineage: Eukaryota; Fungi; Basidiomycota; Exobasidiomycetes; Georgefischeriales; Tilletiariaceae.